Molecule: messenger RNA, 494 nt
Organism: Meloidogyne enterolobii
Lineage: Eukaryota; Metazoa; Nematoda; Chromadorea; Rhabditida; Meloidogynidae
Source: the annotation of a GenBank genome assembly
UUUUCUAUUUAAGAUUUCAGUUUUCAUUUUCUGUUUUAUUGACGAAUUUUAUAAUUUUUAUUUCAGAAAUUUUGUUUUAUUUUUUUCUCUUUAAGGCUACAAUGAGUGACCGCGUUUUACGUUCUCAUACUACAAAGGAGAUGAAGGAGAAAAAACUUUCUAAUGAGGCUGAAAAACUUGUUAAAGACCUGCAAAAAUCUGUUGUACGUAAUCGUUUAUCAUCAACGGAAUUGGCGGUUAAGCGUAAAGAAUUUCAAGAUGGAAUUAAACGUGAAAAGGAAAAGACUGCGGAGGCAAAAAAACUUCGUGAUGUUCCAAUUAAAUACAAUGGACCAAUGGAGGGCGGCAGUGAUGAUUUAAUUAGUAAAUUAAAAGAACGACAUAAAGAGAUGACUGAGUUUAUUGACAACGAAAUUGCUUUUGUUUUAAAUUUGUGCAAGGAGCUUGACAUUAAUGUGGAUGAUAUUAUGAAUGAGGAUUCGGAGGAGGUUUAA